UUUUUUAACUUGAGUGUAUGUGUAUAGGCAGUGUGGGUCCUGGUGGCUCUGGGUUGGAUCUUUAUCCCUGUCUACAUCUCUGCUGGUGUGGUGACCAUGCCUGAAUACCUGGCCAAACGCUUUGGAGGCCAGAGGAUACGCAUAUACAUGUCUGUUUUGUCACUCAUCCUCUACAUCUUCACCAAAAUAUCUACAGAUAUCUUUUCGGGGGCGUUGUUCAUCCAGGUGUCGUUAGGCUGGGAUCUCUAUGUGUCUACAGGGAUACUGCUGCUUGUCACUGCUGUUUACACUGUGGCAGGUGGUUUAGCAGCAGUGAUCUACACUGAUGCAUUUCAGACUUUCAUCAUGGUCGGGGGAGCCUUUGCACUAAUGUUCAUAGCAUUCUCCAAAGUUGGCUGGUAUGAGGGCCUUGUGGACCGCUAUAUGUCAGCUGUUCCCUUGGUGACAGUCCCUAACACCACCUGCCACCUACCUCGUAAUGACGCCUUCCACUUGUUUAGAGACCCCUUGUCUAGGGAUUUACCGUGGCCCGGCCUGGUGUUUGGGCUCACUGUCCUGGCCACAUGGGUCUGGUGCACAGAUCAGGUUAUAGUCCAGAGGUCUCUGUCAGCCAAGUCUUUGUCUCAUGCCAAAGCAGGCAGUGUGUUGGGAGGCUACCUCAAACUGCUGCCCAUGUUCUUCAUUGUCAUGCCAGGCAUGAUCAGCCGAGCACUAUUCCCAGAUGAGGUAGGUUGUGUGGCUCCAGCAGAGUGCCAGAGUGUGUGUGGAGCUUCAGUUGGUUGCUCCAACAUCGCCUACCCUAAACUAGUGGUGGAGCUAAUGCCUGUGGCCUCCUCCACCAGCGGCCACAGCUUGGCUCUGGCAUCCUUCACCUGCUGCGUCAAGUCCUCCGAUAUUUUUAUUCUCCUGAGAUGCUCACAGUUUUUGGCGUCUGCCCAGACUUGAUCCCUGUAUGCUCUGAGAGAGAAACGGACGAUGAUACGGCGUGGAGGUCCUUCUUUCCUUGAGCGUGGGCCCAGCCUGUGAGCAAUGUCCAUAGACUUCUGCAGGAAGUCAGCAAGAGCAGGAGAAACACGAGAAGAUGUUCCAGUGUCUAGAGUACGCAUCCAUCUCAUUCACUUUAUCCAGCAACUUCUUAUUUUCAGCCGUCAAAGUAUUAAGCUGGAGCUCCAGGGGGUCCACUCUUGAUGAAAGCUCUCCAACCGUUUUCUCUGUAGCUUUCACAGAAAUCGAUAGUGCUUGAAUAUUCUCCAAGUUUUGGAAAACUGUCUUUUCUAUGGUUUCCAGUUUCUCAGAAAUCUUGUUAAUUGCGGCCAACAUGACUGCUCCUUGCGCCGUUUUCAUUGGACCUUCUUCCAGGUCCGCCUGAUGUCGUUUGGCAUAGUCAUGCACACGUUUAAGAUUGUCAACCGUACCUUCCACUUCCAUUGUCUCCCCAUUAUCCGACAUUUCAGUAGAAUGAGUUGUCAAUUGCAAGGUGGAGCACCAACGUAUCCAACAAACACUCUACACUAGGUCGCUAGCUAUAGCGUUUAGUUGCUUAGCUUGACGACAGCACCGUUUUCAGCCUGGCAACUCCUACACUCAGUCUGUCUGUACCACUCGGCAGCAUAACCAUCCUGCUUCAGGAUCUUGGUCGAUCAGAACACAGUGGGCUUUUGGAGGGGUGGGGGGUCUUGAAGAGACAGGAGCAUCUACAGCUCGUUUCAGACAGAGGCUGAAAUGAGAGCUUGCAUUCU
Messenger RNA from Micropterus salmoides (largemouth bass), 1739 nucleotides. Its product is annotated as sodium/glucose cotransporter 4-like. Gene Ontology annotation, cellular component: plasma membrane. Gene Ontology annotation, molecular function: D-glucose:sodium symporter activity. The transcript has 7 exons. Lineage: Eukaryota; Metazoa; Chordata; Actinopteri; Centrarchiformes; Centrarchidae. The record is from RefSeq and is a predicted model, not a curated record. Gene Ontology annotation, biological process: transmembrane transport. Bases 97 to 945 code for a protein of 282 amino acids.